AUGCCUCUAAGCCGCACUUUGUCCAUGUCCUCACUGCCAGGACUGGAGGAUUGGGAGGAUGAAUUCGACCUGGAGAAUACAGUGCUCUUCGAGGUGGCCUGGGAGGUGGCCAACAAGGUGGGCGGCAUCUACACGGUGCUACAGACGAAGGCGAAAGUGACAGGGGAUGAAUGGGGUGACAACUACUACCUGGUGGGACCGUACACGGAGCAGGGCGUGAGGACCCAGGUGGAACUGCUCGAGCCCCCAACCCCAGCCCUGAAGAGGACGUUGGACUCCAUGAACAGCAAGGGCUGCAAGGUGUAUUUCGGACGCUGGCUGAUCGAGGGGGGCCCCCUGGUGGUGCUCCUGGACGUGGGGGCCUCAGCCUGGGCCCUGGAGCGCUGGAAGGGGGAGCUCUGGGACACCUGCAACAUCGGGGUGCCUUGGUACGACCGUGAGGCCAACGACGCCGUCCUUUUUGGCUUCCUCACCACCUGGUUCCUGGGUGAGUUCCUGGCCCAGAACGAGGAGAAGCCACACGUGGUUGCACACUUCCAUGAGUGGUUGGCGGGCAUUGGCCUCUGCCUGUGCCGGGCCCGGCGGCUGCCCGUGGCCACAAUCUUCACCACCCACGCCACACUGCUGGGACGCUACCUGUGUGCGGGUGCCGUGGACUUCUAUAACAACCUGGAGAAUUUCAAUGUGGACAAGGAAGCAGGGGAGAGGCAAAUCUAUCACCGCUACUGCAUGGAGCGGGCAGCGGCCCACUGCGCUCAUAUCUUUACUACUGUGUCCCAGAUUACUGCCAUCGAGGCUCAGCACCUGCUCAAGAGGAAACCAGAUAUCGUGACCCCCAAUGGACUGAAUGUGAAGAAGUUCUCUGCCAUGCAUGAGUUCCAGAACCUCCAUGCUCAGAGCAAGGCUCGAAUCCAGGAGUUUGUGCGGGGCCAUUUUUAUGGGCACCUGGACUUCAACUUGGACAAGACCUUGUAUUUCUUUAUCGCCGGCCGCUACGAGUUCUCUAACAAGGGGGCCGAUGUCUUCCUAGAGGCCUUGGCCCGGCUCAACUAUCUACUCAGAGUGAACGGCAGUGAGCAGACAGUGGUCGCCUUCUUCAUCAUGCCGGCUCGGACCAACAAUUUCAACGUGGAAACCCUCAAAGGCCAGGCUGUGCGCAAGCAGCUUUGGGAUACGGCCAACACCGUGAAAGAGAAGUUCGGAAGGAAGCUUUACGAGUCCUUGCUGGUGGGGAGCCUCCCGGACAUGAACAAGAUGCUGGACAAGGAGGACUUCACUAUGAUGAAGAGAGCUAUCUUUGCCACGCAGAGUCCGAUUCGACGGAUGGUGGUCAGGAUAGGAUCCGAGGAGUCGUCCAGCAUAUUGUGGGUGCACACAGGGGGGAAAGACUGUCGCUGCAGGGGCCACAAGAGGGAUGGGGCUGAGUGCACGGUUAUGGGCAUCCCCAGUAUCUCCACCAACCUCUCCGGCUUCGGCUGCUUCAUGGAGGAACACAUUGCAGACCCCUCAGCUUACGGCAUCUACAUUCUGGACCGGCGGUUCCGCAGCCUGGAUGAUUCCUGCUCGCAGCUCACCUCCUUCCUCUACAGCUUCUGCCAGCAGAGCCGGCGGCAGCGCAUCAUCCAGAGAAACCGCACGGAGCGCCUCUCAGACCUUCUAGACUGGAAAUACCUAGGCCGGUACUAUAUGUCCGCGCGCCACAUGGCGCUGGCCAAGGCCUUUCCAGAACACUUCACCUAUGAGCCCCACGAGGCUGACGCGACCCAGGGCUACCGCUACCCUCGGCCGGCCUCCGUGCCGCCAUCGCCCUCGCUGUCGCGACACUCAAGCCCUCACCAGAGCGAGGACGAGGAGGAGCCACGGGACGGGCCGCCCGAUGUAGACGGGGAGCGCUACGAUGAGGAAGAGGAGGCCGCCAAGGACCGGCGCAACAUCCGCGCCCCCGAGUGGCCGCGCCGCGCCUCCUGCGCCUCUUCCACCAGCGGGAGCAAGCGCGGCUCCGUGGACACAGCGCCCUCCAGCUCAAUCAGCACUCCCAGCGAGCCCCUCAGCCCCGCCAGCUCCCUGGGCGAGGAGCGCAACUAA
Molecule: messenger RNA, 2085 nt
Organism: Puma concolor (puma)
Lineage: Eukaryota; Metazoa; Chordata; Mammalia; Carnivora; Felidae
Gene: GYS1
Product: glycogen synthase 1
Biological process (GO): glycogen biosynthetic process
Cellular component (GO): cytoplasm
Molecular function (GO): alpha-1,4-glucan glucosyltransferase (UDP-glucose donor) activity
Source: RefSeq, a predicted model, not a curated record